Molecule: messenger RNA, 4237 nt
Organism: Uranotaenia lowii
Lineage: Eukaryota; Metazoa; Arthropoda; Insecta; Diptera; Culicidae
Gene: Nab2
Exons: 4
Coding region: 159-3506 (1115 amino acids)
Biological process (GO): regulation of mRNA stability
Cellular component (GO): cytoplasm; nucleus
Molecular function (GO): poly(A) binding; metal ion binding
Source: RefSeq, a predicted model, not a curated record
CAAAAGAAAAUUUAUUUGAAAAAAAGUGUUGUGUGGUGUUGUUGAAGGAAAUUUUUUUCAGAAUUUUUACCUAAUAAAUGGUUACAAAGUAAAAAAUUUUGCUUGAAUAGGUGAUAAUUGUCUGAACUUGAUUGCUGCAAGCCGAAAACCAACCGAAAAUGGAUUCCCUGGGAUCGGAAAUUGGCCAGAAGAUGCGGAGCGCAGUCAAGGCAAAAUUGAUCGAAUUGGGUACAGGCUCUGCCAGUGGAUACAUCGAUGAUGAGCUGCCGGAUUACGUGAUGAUUAUGGUUGCAAACAAGCGUUCGAGGCAGCAGAUGGUUGACGAUUUGAAUCUAUUUCUGGGGUCGCAGACAGAUGUAUUCGUGAGUUGGUUACAUCAAGUGCUCCAGAAGUUGGAAGAGGUUACACUUCCGGCUAAUAAUGCAGUUGCAAGUAGUUCCGGAGAGAAGGCGACCAAGGAUGUGACUGGAUCAAAGCGGGAUGGUGAUAAGAAAGAUAAAAAAGAUAAAAAGAAGGAUAAAAAAGCUAAGAAAAAAGGAAAAACUAGCGAGUCAAAAGAUGAGUCGGCCAGAGAAGAACAUACACCACCACAUCCGGCCCAGAUUGGGGCAGGCUCUAUACAAGAUGUAUUUGCCAACCAAUUGAUUCAACAUGCAAAGAAAAAUCUUGAUGUAGAUGUUAACGCUACGAAAAAAGAUACUCGGCAGUUGACGCCACCAUUGCGAGAGAAUUCAAAUUCGCGAAUGGGUAAUGAAUUCGAUAUUCCUACAAUUUCUGAAAUUGCUGGACAAAGUGCUAUCCAGAGACACCGAAAAGAAUUAGAGGAGUUGGAGGAGAUUCAACAAAAAAUUAAACAAGCAAAAAAGCAGCUUCAGUCAAUGGGUUCUGAAGAAUCGGAGGAUGAAGACUUUCUGAACAUUAAAGCUAACGAUGAUGAUCUAGAAAACAUCGAGAGUGGGGGUGUGCCAACUAUUACGAAACGUAAAGAAAAACGCAAUUUGGCCCCCGUAGAACCGGUGGUAAAACGACAUGAGCCGAAAGAAGAGGAAGAAAAAAGCAACACUCCCCCACCACCUCCUGUGGCAUCAACACAAAAGAAAAAGUCAAUCAUGGAACGUCUUGGAACUAGACCGGAACCAGCACCUAAAUCUGCACCAGAAAAUGUUCCCGAAGAGUCUUCCAAAAAGUCAACUAUCAUAAGCCUUUCUGCUCAUCGUAGGGAAGAAAGAGAACUUUACGUUCCCAUAUUUCGUAGGAAAGAAAUGGAAGAACAGGCAAAGGCACGGGAAGCCAGAUCUCGUGUCAAUCGCAGUAGAAGUCGAGAGCGAGAUAGAAGACGCUCAUCGCCUCCACCAAGUUUGUCAAGAACAACAACAGCGAGAAGAGAAUCCAGUCGGGAACGGUCACGAAGUAGACGUGAUCGAGACCGAGCAAGAGAACGAGAUCGAACCAGAAGCCGUGAACGUCUCCGGGAGCGAGAUCGUGAUAAGACACGAGAUCGAUCUACCGGUAGGACUACAAAUGGCGCUGAUGUUCGUACAAGAAUUGGAUCACGUGUUUAUGUUCUGCCAUCGAAACCAGAAUACAAAGAAGAGGACGAACUAGAAGUUCCUAUUCCUAGUGUGGUAAAGAUUCAACCGCGUCCGCAGGUACCGAAAAGCAAGCAACCAAGUAAGAAUUUACUUCUAAAAGCAAUGGCAGAAGCGCAACGGUCAACAGCAGCGAAUCUCAAGAAAACUAUCAAUAAUCGAGAUGACUCCAGCACUCGUCCACGCCGUAUGUUAAUUGAAAUACCUGGUGGCAAAAGCGAAGGAACACCCCCGGUUGAUGUACGUUAUGAAUUCGAGGACGAUGAAGAAGAUGAAGUAGAUAUCGUCACCCAAGUGCUUGGAGUAGAUGAUGAAGAUGACGAGUUGCAAAAAAUUCUCAAUUCGAACGAUGAGUACAUCCCGGAACCGGUUGCCGUGUCAAUAUCGAACCAUUCCGUGGCCUCUGACAGUGACAGCUAUGUAUACGUUCCUUCCAAAAAGCACACCGACCAAUCCGAUGUCGAUGAAUAUGAUCCCAAGUUUGUCGUAACCUUAGAUGGAGCAUAUAAGAAAGUUUCUCGUUCUUCGCCAAGCCAUACGCCUCCUCCACCCACCGCCAAGUCUAAACCCUCGAUCAAAGAUCGUAUUGGUUCCAAAGUCGCAUCAAGUGAAGGCAGUGCCACACCUCCACAAGCCCAAGAGGGAGAUGAUCAAGAACAUAAGGAAACUCUCAAACGUCGUAAGGAACGAUUCAGCUUAAGAGCACCUACCAAGGAAAAUAAAAAUACGGACUCAAAAUCUCCAGAAAAAAGAUCCAAAUCCAGCAAAAAAUCUCCAGUAAAGCGUGAGUCUACACAACAGGAACACAACGCUAAACCAUCCAAACGCUCCACAAGUAAUCUGUCUGCCUUCCGGAAUAAAUCUCCUCCGCCGGACCUUAACGAGCUACUCAUGCAACGGACCAAGGAGCUGCUGGUCGAUGAUAGCGUUUCGUCCUCCCCUAUCUAUAUGUCCAAGUCGGAUUACGAAAAAAUAGAGCCCAAUUCAUCGUCUCGGAAACGCAAACGCGUAUCACCCAUACAGUUCGAGUUGACAGAUGACGAUGAGGCAGAGGACAGCGAUGGCGAUGUGUACAAUCACCAUCGGGACCGAACGCACCGGGAACGGCGUUCUCCGGUGGAGAGACGAGCUCCGAUUUCGAUGGAUGACGAUGAGGGUGGCAGCGAUCAUCGGAGCAAUAAUAACAACAACAAUCGAAAGGAUCGUCGUAGUAAAGAACGUGAAUCGGAGCGCAGAUUUGGCAAAGAGGAUUUCCGGAGGAAAGAAGGAAACAGCGCGGGCGCUAAUUCGGGAAAUGUAGGCACUUCAAGUGAGAACAAAUCGCCGAGUAAGAAAAUCAAAAAGCUUGAGUCGAGCAGGAAGUUCGACGAUGUUCCGUCAUUACUCAGUUCAGUGUCAGUGCCUACCGAUAAUCUCUCGAAGAGCAAGGCCAUUAUCAAGGAACGCUGCAAAUAUUUCCCACUUUGUCGCCAGGGCGAUUCCUGCGAGUUUUUGCACCCCAACACCAACUGUAAGGCAUUUCCGGGGUGCAAGUUUGGUGACAAAUGUUUGUACCUCCACCCAAUGUGCAAGUACGACAAAACCUGUGUCCGGAUGGAUUGCAACUACAUGCACUCGAAACCAAUGGCUGGCCAUCCGGGCUAUGUAGCACCUCCUUUGGCGUCAUCAGUUGUACCCGUUCAGAAUUACAAAUCCAUCUCUGCCAAACCAUUGCCUGCGCUGUGCAGAUUUUAUCCGGGUUGUACGAACGGGCUCUGUCCCUACUAUCACCCGAAGAUGUGUCGUUUCGGAAGAAACUGCAUGAACAAGGUGGAGUGCAAUUUCUACCAUCAGGAUAUACCGGCAGGUGGCGUCAGCGACUACCACGAGGUCCCGUCAAAGGAUAAGUUCAAAUGGAUUUCUCCGUUUUCCGCCUAGUUGUGGUGAUGAUGGGUAGCAUUUUAUUUCAUUUGUAAGUUUUUAACUCUUUAUCUUUGAUCAGCGAGCGAUACUUUUGUUGGAUACUGCGUAUGGAUUAGUAUCUCUUUAUCAAUUUUCACUUUGCUACAAACAAACCCUUAUGCAUAAGCUAUUUGAAGUGUUUCAUUGUUUUCCUAGUUCUAAGCGGUAGAUAUUUAUAUUUUAAUUUAUCUGAAUUGAAUCGUGGACUUACCCGCUAGCUGCGUACAACAGCGUAGAGAAAUAUUUUGGAACCAGAAAAAAUAGGAGAAACAAAAUUGUCUUGAAAGCACCGAAUGAUCACGAACACAAGUACCAUCUAUUGGCAACAUUAAACCAUUAGAUCGUCCUGUAAAUAACGACAUUUCCAAUUCUAUGCUCUUGAAUUAUGAAUGAUUAAAAAUAAACUAUAAUUUGUUUGGCGUGCGAAGAAUUAUUAUUAUAAUUUCGUGAACUAUCAAACGGCAGUUAGUUUGAACUAGCAAGAACCGAUCACAAGCAUGCACUUACUUUGAAGGAAGUUUCGAUCAACCGAUUAUUUGAUAGAUCAGCAGUGAACAACAACACGUUAAAAUUAUGCAAACUCUUGAAUAUACAGCUUAGGAUAACCAACCUUAUUAACCCUGCCGGUUCGCUUAGUUUUGAAAGGUUAAUUAAAAGAGGAAAAUAAAACAAAUUACAAAUAUAAUAUUAAUUUUGCCCAUCUGAAA